Messenger RNA from Hemibagrus wyckioides, 1865 nucleotides. RefSeq names its product LBH regulator of WNT signaling pathway (gene lbh). NCBI's taxonomy places the organism in Eukaryota, Metazoa, Chordata, Actinopteri, Siluriformes, Bagridae. The transcript has 3 exons. Gene Ontology annotation, cellular component: nucleus. The coding region runs from base 132 to 494 and encodes 120 amino acids. The record is from RefSeq and is a predicted model, not a curated record. Gene Ontology annotation, biological process: positive regulation of DNA-templated transcription.
CGCGCGCGACUGAUAGUGGCCAGUGCUGGAGAUGAGUGAGUGACUGCUGUCCUUUAAACCUCCUCGGAAAUCUUUUCAUCCCGCGAUUUCAUUUCAUCGCACUGCUACAAAUUCAUGUCCUAAAGCUCUUCAUGACUACCUGCUAUCCUCAGGUGUACCGCUCCGUGUUCGUGCCGUGCCGUGAGAUGACCGAAGUGAUGAUCAGCAGCACUCCAAUGGAGGAGAUCCGGCUUAGUCCAAGCAAAGACCGCCUCACUUAUCAGAUCUUUCCGGAUCCGUCAGAUUCGGAGCGCUGCUGCAAGCUGAAGGACCGCCUUCCGUCCAUCGUGGUGGAGGCGACCGAGGGCGAGGUGGAGAGCGGAGAACUGCGCUGGCCUCCAGAGGAGUUCCUGAACAGCCAGGGUGAGGGAGAUGAAGAGGAGGAUGAGGACGAGGAGGAGGAGGGGAUGGACAGGAACGUACAACAGGGACAGCAAACGCAAAGAAAGGACUGAUGAAUAAGCGUACAGGCGCACACACACACACACAAACACACGCAUCAUUUUAGCGAGAAGAGGAGGAAAUGCCGAUACUGGUCUCACACCUGGUGCUAAAUUUAAAGCUUUACAGAUACUGUCCCCUGAUUCACUUAUCAAUCCCGUUAUUCACUCUCAUGCUCGCUUCAUAAAAGAAUCUCACAUCAAGUUCCUUUUAAGCCUCAACACAAACCAACAUCGUCACCCUUUAUAACGCAUCGUUCUCGUCUCUCGCUCGUUCUCGCACUCCCUCCUGUUCUCACAAACACUUUCUCUCACGUGAACAUGUUCAUCUGCGACUGAUGGAGAAUUUAGUUCCUUUUUUCCUUUUUUUUCCCCCUCUGACAAGUGCAAGCUCCCUUAUGAAGAAUUUGCAAACUCCUAUAUAAUCACACAGAGCCAGUGUUUAUUUUGUUUAUUAUUUUAUUGAGUUUUUUUUCGGGAUAGUAAUCAUAACCGUACUGAUUUUGGAGCUUAACAAUGUAAGGUGACUGUACAGGGUUAAUAAAGGGCACUGGCGUUCGGACUGUUCGGUUUUCACUGUUUGAUGAAUUCUUGUCAAGCGCUAAUAAUCUCUAAUUCGAGCCACGUGUGGAAAGGGAGCCGCGAGGCUGAUUUGGCACUGAAGUUCUAAACUGUAUAGGAUGUUAUUGCUAAGUCUAGUUUAGCCUAGUCACUGUUUUUUGUUUGUUUUUUUUCUUUUCUCGGAACAAUUUUCCAUUUAAUACUGUAUGUAAAUAAUUUUUGUACGUAGCAGUAGUCAUUUUCACUGUGAAUAUCUGCAUGUAGUUGUCCGUCUUUGUACAUAGAUCAGAUUCUCUUCAGCUAGCUAAUGAUUGGCGCUCAGCGGGAGGGAAGAAAAAUCCAAAUUAAAUACAAUGAUUUCAUGCUAAUCGCAUUCUUUCUCUCUCUUUUUUUUUUCCCUCCUUCUGUUUAGACAUCCUUCAUUAGGUUUCAUAUUCGGAUCCAGAAUGUGAUUGAAAUAAUCCUCUUCCCUCAGUGGAAAGGUUACAAAAGGUCACCUUGGCACUGAGAGCACCUUUGUAUAUUGACACAAUGACUAGCCUUUAUUUUCAUUUUUGAAAAGGUUUGUUUCUUGUCUACUUCCUGGCUAUGUACUGUAUAAAGGCUUUGGUCUCGGAGUGUGUGUGUGUGUGUGUGUGUAUGCAGGUGUUAUGAGGGUCGAGUGUGUCAGUAAGCGUAAGGGUCCUCUGUGUGAACCGCAUGUAGAUUUGCUCUGUAUUUUGUGUACAGCUCAGGGAGAAUAGCUGCCAUUUUGUCUUGGUUUUGAAUUUUUUUCCCUCUUUACCAUUUUUUUUGUUGUUGUUGUAAAUAAACAUUUGGAACAUA